AUGACGACCCUGAGCCGCGUGGGUAUUCUUCUUGUUCUCUUAAACUUUGGCCGAUUGAGCGAAGGCUCUCCGUCUCAGAACAUCGACGCAACCUAUCCUCUGGGGCAGCGGAAUGGAGACGUAUACCAUGCCAUUAGUCGAGAGUUGCAUAGAAUCACGCCGAGGGACCGCGCAUGGAAGAAUAGCACGUCCUUCGAUAAAAGCUGGGAUGGCGCCGUUCUCCUGCAGCUAGAUGCGGAGGCUAAGGCUUCGACUGCCAACAUCACAGUGGAAACAGGGAUCGAAGUUAUUUGCACAACGUGCUACCUCAAAGGCGUGGCCACUGCCGAGCUUUCUGUCUCGAAGACAAUGAACAUUUCCCAAGAGCUCAAGCAACUCAGUGAGAGCCUGAAGGACACGGUGGAGAACUUCACAGACGCGACCAAGGACUUUGUGGAGGAAACCGUUGACAACGGCAUUGGCAGCUUUGGCAGUGACGAGGACUUCAAGUUCCCGACCUUCGACUUCGACUUCAACAAUCUCAGUAUACCAGCUGUGCCCGAUACUUCUCUUCGGUUCAGUUUCGAUGGCCUGGAGCUUUACAUGUUGAUCGACACUACGCUAUCGCUGGACGCUACAUACACACUGAACCUGUUCAAUUCAGGCCGCGAUGUGGCGGGUAUUAUGCCUAUUGGCCUUCACAUUACUGACGAUCUUGAACUUGGACUCAUGUUCACCGUCUAUCUCGUAUUGGCCGCCCGUGCGGACAUCGACGUGAGCAGCGGCUUUCAUCUGUUGCUCGAUGAUGGCUUUGCGAUUUACAUUGCACUCUUCGGCGACAAUGCCUCGAGCAUCACUCACAACGGCGGCCAAUCCGAAUUCCUGCCCGUCGAAGUCGAAAGCGCCGGAGCUGUCUUCGCAGCUACACUACGGAUCGGUGCUCAUGCUGGCCUGAGUUUAUCUACGCCAAAAUUGCCCACCAUCGCAAACCACAGCUUCUCUGUGGGUGGUGGUAUUGAGGUCGGCGUCUUCGCAAACAUAGCCGAGUUUGUCACCAACGUCACGGCUCAGCCUGACGACUCGGACUGUCAGCUCGCAGUAGCUCAAUCUUACCAACUCGCCUUGGGCGCUGCUGCUGGAGCGACAGUCGCAUUUGGCACUCGUACCUGGGGCCCUGUGGCUACUACGUCGGUGCCCAUUUUUACUACAGAACUUGCCUCAGCAUGUGCGAGCAAGGGCCGUACCAGACCAACCUCCACCGAAGAAGCCAUUCUGACUGAACCCAAUUUGAGCCCGGGCAGACGUCAAGAGCUAAAGUCCACUGCUACCACAACCACAGUGACGACAUACACCGGGGUCAAUUGCUUGUCUGCUGGACUGGUCAACUGCCCAGCGUCGUUGCAGAGUACUAUACUUUCCAGUACAACUAUCACAAGGACCACUGCCGCCCCAUCAGGCACUGACGAAGACGAUAUCAUUUGGCCUGAUGCCAUCCAGAGUACCGUCACUUCAGGUGCUCUCUUCAACAAGGACGUCAUAAGGCUGCCAUCGACCUCUGGAAGUCCAGUCUCUUACGUGCGCCCACCAACAUCAACAUCUACUACUACUGACGGAGGAAUUGCCGGAGGAAUUGCCAGCCAGGUUGAGGACCGAGUCAGGGGCAUCGCCAAGCCAGUCAUUAUCGGUGUCAGUGUUGGACUUGGAGUGCCGUUGCUAAUCGCGAUUGUUCUGGGAAUUCUGUGA
Molecule: messenger RNA, 1722 nt
Organism: Zasmidium cellare ATCC 36951
Lineage: Eukaryota; Fungi; Ascomycota; Dothideomycetes; Mycosphaerellales; Mycosphaerellaceae
Exons: 3
Coding region: 1-1722 (573 amino acids)
Source: RefSeq, a predicted model, not a curated record